Messenger RNA from Grosmannia clavigera kw1407, 2778 nucleotides. RefSeq lists its product as uncharacterized. The record is from RefSeq and is a predicted model, not a curated record. NCBI's taxonomy places the organism in Eukaryota, Fungi, Ascomycota, Sordariomycetes, Ophiostomatales, Ophiostomataceae. The transcript has a single exon. The coding region runs from base 1 to 2778 and encodes 925 amino acids.
AUGGACGCGCAGGCCGCCUUGGAAACGCUGUAUCUGACAUGUCACCGCCGCGAUGACAGCGAUGUCUUGCCACCACAUAGCUUGCGGGAUACUGUGGCCACAGCUCAGCCGUGGACGACCACGAGAUGUCACCGGCUGUUGCGACCGCUGAUUUCUCACCUGGCGGCCCUUCUGAAGGAGGAGGUCAGGAUAACAGCUCAGCGAAGAGACAUGGCUGCAGAAGGCCGCUCGCUGGAACUGGAACGUCUGACGGACCCAAGUAAGCAGUCCCCUUUAUCAGAGCCUGGGACUGGUUCAAAGCGAGUACGCUAUACGUAUUCAUCACGAAGAAGGCGUCAUCAACAGCCAACUAUGACUUUCACGGCCAUAGAAGACACGUUCAAGCCAGCACCUUCCACACAACAUCGGCAGCAGCUGGCUGGACGCUACGUGUCCCCAGGCGAAAUCGUGGUGCCAACACCGGUCCUCUGUCGGGCAACAAAACAAAAGCGCGCAUUCUCGCUGCCGUCUUCGCCACUCGGAAGUCGCACAUGCACAAAGACAACCUCAGAAAGGGGCUCGCUACCAACGUCCCCAUCGAGAUGCGGCAUUCCUGUUUACCGAGGCCACUGCAAUGGAGCUUUCAAUAAUGGCGGCAGCAUCAACACGAGCAGCAACCCGGCCAUGAAAGACGAUUGGGCUCGUCUCUGCAGCGCAACUUUGGGGAAGCGCUUCCAGCUAUACGAGUCGAUAUUUCGGGCCAUCGAGGCCCUAUUACGAGCAACUUCAGCCGGGCCGACAGUGACCACGGCAAAGAAGCAGAAGCCGAAGCCGAGAAGCCUGCUGGAGAUGUGUCUGCGCACCGUUCCCCAGUACGUGGCAGCAUGUGAAGCCGAGGAGCGCCAGGAGGCCGUGCAGUCUGGUACAACGCCACCGGCUUCGUCACAGAUAUCGUUUGAAGUCUACGCCGACCUGGAAUCUCUCGGCCACGGCGCUGAUGGCUGGCAGCACUUGCGGACUGUUGUGCGUUCGCAUGCCAUCAGUCUUGUCGCAGCAGCAUGUGCCGACGGCCUGCUGCACUCGGCUUUCGUCCGCAUCUUGAUCCGUCUGCUCAUGCUCCUGGGGGCACACACUGAAGCAGAGAGUCUGCUGGUGGCCUUUGUCUGGCGCAGUGGCAGCUACCCAAUGCCGCUGGAAGGCGCCGAAAGCGUCUUUUCUAGAGCACCGGGGUCAUUGGAGCCGCUUCGGAUCUUGGUCGAAUACGCUGAAGAAACGGGGCGCUGGUCCUGCUUGUUCCAGCAGCUUGAUGGCCUCCUCCAGAGCGGCCGCCUGCCACCCGCCUGGCUCUCGACGCUUGCUUUCAGCGGCAUUUGGGAACGCAUCGUCCAGAUUUCGUCUAGCUGCAACAUCUCGACGGGCGAAGGCCAAUCCAGCCGCAGCUUUGCCGAGACGGCCAUCGCACGGCUCAUCCACUGCCAGCCCGGUGACGACCUGGAUGUCCCGAUUGCUCGUCCAAGCAGCCUGCAGCCGUUGUCGUCUACGUCAUCGUCGUCCUACCAUACGCUCGCCAGCGUCCUUGGCAGUCUCGCUGCCGUUGCCAUUCUCCAGCGGGAGGCUGUCGCAGAUGUCGAAGAUGGCCCUGCAGAACACGACGUUCCCAGCCUGAGACGGUUAGCGAUCAUUGUAGAGACCUGUCUGGCCAGCGAUCCAGCAGGAAAGAAGAAGCGGAGGGUGCGAAGGUCUCUCAACAACCAGAUGAGCGAGACAAGGAAGCGCUUCCUUCUCGGACUAGCCAGAUUCCUGUCGAGCUUUGGGGCCAACAUGACCAACAUGACCGAGUCGUGCGAUAGAGCUGCUUCUUGGUGCGAGGAGAUUUCCCUGCGUUCUGGGCCGGAACAGAGGAGACAGUUGUACGAUGCCACGAUAACUCUGGUUGCAUCGGUCGCCCAGAGCUGUGGACGCGGAGCGGCAGCGACCACAGAUGCCAAGCCUGCCCGUGUUUAUCUUGCCCAGCUCUGCUCCUCUGUCACCGGCCGUCUUGGAAGCUGUUUCUCGCCCCUAAACGCCAGAGAUGUUUCGGCCAAGCGGAUGCACGCGGACGGGGCCUUUCUCCUAGCCAGCCGCACCAACGAUCUUCGCGACCUAGCCUUUGCCGAGAGUCUCGGCGUGGCAAAGGCUCAGAGAAGGCCGCAAAGGUGUGGAUUAGACGAUUCUUUCGACUCUGUAGAGACGUCUCCGGAAGCGGUCGUGUCAGCGCCUCCUGCUGCCGUUUCACCAACGGCGCUUUUUGCUGGCUAUCGGUGGGAAGAAGGCAUCAGCGAGUGGGUCAUUGCAAGCCCGGAGCCAGAGAGGAGGACGUUGGUGACGCGGUCGCGGUCGCCGGCUCUGGCCUCUCUCAGCAACGUUUCAGUCGAAGACGCUGACCAUGUGACUCCACGCAAAGCGCCAAGACUACGCGAUAUGACGACGCCAGAAAGUGCAGCGUCGGACCAGCACGUCCACAGAGCGAAGCGCCUUCGGCUGGGACGCAAAAGCUGGGCUGGCGAACUCAGCCGCAGCAGUCGAGCAAAGUCGUGGUCAAUAGCCAGCCUUGUUUCAGACGGCGACGAUGACACCAGCGACGACCGCGACGGCUUCGACGAGAUCAGCAUUGAAAUACAGCGGGGUCCCCUGUUCCGGGUGGACAGCAUCGCCCCGACCCCCGUGGGGCUUGGCCUUGGAAAGCGGAAGCGGGCGCUGGCAAGGAGCAGCCUACGAUUGAACACGGACGACGCCAGCGACGACGAGCUGUGCAUGUGA